AUGGAAACCCGUGCAAGCAAACGUGGACAGACCAGCGAACCCGAGGAAAUUCAUGUCGAAGAGGAAACCCAAGUUGAAAGCGAAGGCCAGCGCCAUCUUGAAAAUAUUAACAACGAGCGUUUUCUUAGUGAUGGUACAGAUAGUGAUAGCAGUGAUGAUACUGUAAAGAGUUAUAAUAGACAAGCCACGACUCCUGUAUCAAAUACAUGUAACACCAAUGCGUCGGCUCUGCAUGAUCUCGAGAGAAGAAUGAACCAACUCGAAUCAGAAUUAAAAGAAAGAAUUAUCGGUAUGCGAACGGAAUUCAAAACGAUGCAAGAGACCGAGCUAUCAAUUAAAGGGCAAGCAGAAUAUAUAACAUUUCUAAAAUCCCAGAAUGAACGUUUGGUGAUGGAAAAUAGAGAGCUACAAGAGAAGUCGUUCAAUCUAUCAUAUAUCGUUUCAGAUCUAAAUACCAAGUUAAAAGAGGCAGAAAAUGACAAGCUCAGUCUUGUAACUGCCAUAAAAAUUCUACAGACAGAAAUACCUGAGAAUGCGGCCAACAAUCACACUAAAGCUGGUAAUACAAAAGCAACCGGUCAAAAGGAAACGUUUGACGGCGAUAUUCGUCUAGUUUAUGCUAGUAAGCCAAUGCCUGCCGUGGAGACAAGAAAUCGGUAUAGCGUUUUAAGCGAUGUAGUGGCAAAACCUUCAGAGAGUGAUGCAUCUUCAAGUGAAUUUAUUGAGCCUGAGAAGUCAAAGACAGCAAGUGGAAUGUCUGGUCAACGUGUAAACGGGAAAAACAGGAAGUCUAGAACGACGGUCAUAAUAAGUGACUCAAUGACAAAGCACAUUGAUGUUCAGCGACUGGAAAGAUCUGUCCGAGGCUCUAAAGUUCGAUUGGAAACCUGCAGUGGUGCAAAUGUAGAAGCAAUCAGUCACCAUGUACAACCAUGCUUAAAGAAAAAACCUGAUGAUCUAAUCAUUCAUGUUGGAACAAAUGAUCUGAAGGCUAAAUCAUCAAGUGAUGUCGCAAACGAGAUAAUAAAUUUAUGUACAGCUAUUUCGGAAACGCAUCCAUCAACAAGAAUUAACAUAUCAGAAAUAAUAACAAGGACAGAUCAAAUUGACCUGGUACCAAAGAUCAGAGAG
Molecule: messenger RNA, 1131 nt
Organism: Paramuricea clavata
Lineage: Eukaryota; Metazoa; Cnidaria; Anthozoa; Malacalcyonacea; Plexauridae
Source: the annotation of a GenBank genome assembly